AUGGAAAACAAAGUCUUUAUUAUUCAUGGAAAACAAUACACAUUCAAAAAAGAACUUGGUAGUGGUGGAUUUGGCUAUGUUUAUAACGCACGUCGACAUGUAGAUAAUAAACAAGUUGCUAUUAAAGUUGUAACAUUAGCAUUGAAAAAAGCUGAAAAAUCAUAUCGAAAUUUAGAAUCAGUUCUUAGUGAAUUUCGACAAACAAGAAAAUUAACUGAAAUGUCAGAUUAUAUAGUACAUAUGUUUGAUUGUGGUUUCAGUGCUCAACAUGGUGUAGCAUAUCUUGUUAUGGAACUUGGUCAACAAGAUUUUGGAAAAUAUCUAUUAGAAAGACCUGCACUUACACCUGUCGAAAGAAAAACAAUAUGGCGUCAAUUUGUUGCAAUUGCUAUUACUCUUCAAAACAAUCAUAUUGUACAUCGCGAUAUUAAACCACAAAAUCUUAUUGUAUUUCCUGGUGUAAAAGUUAAAUUAUGUGAUUUUGGUAUUGCUACACAAGCUCUUGAAAGAUCUGAACGUACUGGUACUUAUCCAUAUUCAGCACCUGAAGUAACGAAACCUACACCUACAACAAUACUUACAACAAAAGCCGAUGUUUGGUCUUGGGGUGCUGUUCUUUAUCGUAUGACAUAUUUAGUACGACCUGAUUAUGUUGCUCCAUGUUAUUAUCCACCUGAAGGACAAUUGACAACAUCUGAAGCACAACUUUUUGAUAUACUUCGACAUACACUUGUUAAAAAUCCAGAGAAACGAGCAAGUGUUUCAUGGUUGUCUAAACACGCAUAUACAAAAACAGAUUAA
This is a messenger RNA of Adineta steineri, 801 nucleotides long. NCBI's taxonomy places the organism in Eukaryota, Metazoa, Rotifera, Eurotatoria, Adinetida, Adinetidae. The record is from the annotation of a GenBank genome assembly.